ACAAGACAACAGAUUAUAAUACUUCCUCUAUCCGGAAAAGUCUCAUCGUCUAAUAUGUCGCCCGUGUCCGGAGAAAAUGUACCGCUGCUUCCGGAGAGUAAGCAGCCAGCAAAGCAUGCAUCUGUGCCUGGUGCUGUGUUUAACGUGUCCACCAGCAUUAUUGGUGCCGGAAUUAUGUCAAUCCCGGCAACACUCAAGGUGUUAGGUGUGGUUCCAGCAUUUCUAUUGAUUGUGGUUAUAGCUUGGCUGGCAGAUAUCUCAGUUGAAUUUUUGAUGAGGUACACACAUGCCGGGGACUCGACUACGUAUGCUGGUGUCAUGAGGGAGUCAUUUGGGAGGGUGGGAUCGGUCCUGGUGCAAAUAUGUGUCAUGAUGACCAAUCUUGGAUGCUUGAUCAUUUAUUUGAUUAUUAUAGGGGAUGUUCUAUCGGGAAACCAACCAGAAGGAUCAGUUCACUUGGGUGUUUUGCAACAAUGGUUUGGCAUUCACUGGUGGAACUCGCGUGCUUUCGCUCUCCUCGUCACCCUUGUCUUCAUUCUGCUUCCAUUGGUUUUGUUCAGGCGCGUAGAAUCAUUGAGGUACAGUUCUGCAAUAUCAGUUUUUCUUGCUGUGCUGUUUGUUGCCAUAAGUUCAGUGAUGGCAAUUUUGGCACUCUUGGAAGGGAAAACGAAGAGCCCGAGACUGCUGCCCGAAUUGGACAACAAAACUUCCUUCUUUGACCUCUUCACUGCUGUCCCAGUAAUUGUAACAGCUUUCACAUUCCAUUUCAAUGUUCAUCCAAUUGGCUUUGAGAUGGACAAACCUUCUGAUAUGAUAUCAGCAGUCCGAAUUUCAUUGGUUCUAUGUGCUGCCAUAUACUUCACCACUGGGGUCUUUGGAUACCUUCUAUUUGGUGAUUCAAUCAUGCCGGACAUACUUGUCAAUUUUGAUCAAAAUUCUGGUUCAGCAGUCGGCUAUUUACUCAAUGACAUAGUUCGAUUGAGCUAUGCAUUUCACCUCAUGCUGGUGUUUCCCCUUUUGAACUUCUCAUUGAGGUCCAACAUUGAUGAAUUCCUUUUUCCAAAUAAAACUCUUCUGGCCAAAGAUAACACCAGAUUUGUGUCCCUCACUCUUGUCCUGCUAGCCUUCAGUUACUUGGCAGCAAUAGCCAUCCCUAACAUAUGGUACUUCUUCCAAUUCGUGGGAUCAACCUCUGUAAUCUGCCUCGCCUUCAUCUUCCCUGGCGCUAUUGUUCUCAGGGAUGCUCAUGGCAUAUCAACGACAAGGGAUAGGAUUUUGGCAGCAGUCAUGAUAAUUCUGGCUGUAAUAACAAGCACAAUCGCCAUUUCUGCCAACAUAUACAGCUUUUUUGCAGAAAAUGAGUCAUGACUUCUUUCCCCAUUCUUUUUUGGCAGAGGUACUUGUAUUGUAGUGUGUCAUUUGUUUUGUUGUUUGUUUCAUUAAAAAUUGAGCAGCUUAAACUCUUGGUGUCCCCAAAACAGUCAAUUACAUUAUAUUUAUUUGUUGAUGAAUGAAUUUCAGAUAAGAAUCUCAGCGAAAUCAGUCUUGCAAGAGUUCAGUCUUUUGCUUUCUGAUA
Messenger RNA from Theobroma cacao (cacao), 1576 nucleotides. RefSeq names its product amino acid transporter AVT6C-like. Gene Ontology annotation, molecular function: L-amino acid transmembrane transporter activity. The record is from RefSeq and is a predicted model, not a curated record. Lineage: Eukaryota; Viridiplantae; Streptophyta; Magnoliopsida; Malvales; Malvaceae. Gene Ontology annotation, biological process: amino acid transmembrane transport. Gene Ontology annotation, cellular component: membrane.